This is a messenger RNA of Sphaerulina musiva SO2202, 2150 nucleotides long. RefSeq lists its product as uncharacterized. The record is from RefSeq and is a predicted model, not a curated record. The coding region runs from base 270 to 2150 and encodes 626 amino acids. NCBI's taxonomy places the organism in Eukaryota, Fungi, Ascomycota, Dothideomycetes, Mycosphaerellales, Mycosphaerellaceae. The transcript has 3 exons.
CCUUGUCCGGCAUCUCUACCUACCUUACGGCCUCUCCUCUUGCUCUCGUGCACUCGCAUCCAACUUCAUGUAUAUAUAAAGACUGACUCGUCACAUCCUCCACCACGCCUCACUUUUGCUUGCCCACCUACCUGUACACGCUGUCUCUCACUGGCAGAACCAAACCACGAUAACCUUACCCACCUCGCCGCCGUCUCCAUCGCUCCCUUCUGCCCAGAGCGACGACCUAGAUACAAUACUACCUACCGCUGCUCUCACUGACCUGAACCAUGUCAUAUUCGAAAGGUCUGCAGAACUUGGAUCCUCCUCCCAUACAAGAGCUACCAGCACAACAACUACAGCAACUACAUCCACAAGAACCACAUCAACAACAAGCACAACACGCACAACGGCUACAUCAACAUCAACAACAACAAGAGCAAGAGCAAGAACAAGAGCAACAGCAGCAGCAGCAGCAACAGCAACAGCAACAACGGCUGUGGCAACUGACAACGACAGACUGGCUCGCGACCUCGUUGGACGACUGGGAUGCCGCCACGCUGCAUUUCCAGUCAUGCAACGACACUGUUCCUCGCAUCCUCCAACAAGAUCUGCUCCCUUCGACGACGAAUUCCACUUACCACUACCCCGACCCUGGGCCUUUUGAAUUCCAAUAUCUGGACGGCGGCCUGCACACGGCCACGACGGCGACAAUAAAGGCAUCGCCACCAACAUCACCUACCACUCUGCGUAUGCAAGUCUCCAAAUCACACCCACCCACAACUCUGAUGGGCAGCGCCAAUAUAAACGGCAAGCGAGACUUCCGUCACCUCGACAUGGCGCAUUCGACAAGCUACACAUACGGCACCACCAUGUGCCCACCGAAUCGCCCCUCAUUGUCGUCAGCUACAACACCACCAUCCACCACGCCUGCUCAUGCGCACCACAUCGACGAUGUUCAGAUCUAUGAACCUGCCGAUUAUUGCUCCAAGCUGUCGAGCGUCUGCGAACAACCUGAACAGCCGCAAGUGGCCCCCACGAAGAGAGCGAGAGUUGAUUGCUUUGAUGAAAAUCGGCGAUCCUCUCACCCUGCCUUCGCUGCGUCCCACUUGUGCCCCUCUUCAGCGCAUGACAUCUCGCCUAGCACGAGUGUAGCGAGCCCUCAUCACCUGUCCCCACCCUCAUCGUACACGACAAGUGAAAACAUGAGCAGACAGAGUAGUGUGACUAGUGCGUCGGUGAAUGAUGCUUUCGACAUGAUGCGCGUCGAGUCCUCCUUCUCCACCGCUGCUGCUUCUUCCCACACACCUCUGUUUCCUCUCGAUGAUAUUGAUAGUGCACCUUUCGUAUCAUGUUCGACACACAUCAAAGAGCCCGCAGCUGUGAGUAGUCAGCAUCCUACCCGCUUUUCAUUUGACGGUAGUAGAGCCUCUCACUUGCUCAGCAAUGUGGGCUAUGGCUUAGUUAGUACGGAUUUUUCUUUUCAUGUGGGUCCAAGUAUUUCUGAUGAUGCUGCUGCUGUUGGUGGCGGCGGCGAACAACAGCAGGCUCGCCAUCCCUACACGACGAAGCUCGGUAUUGCGGCAUCACUGGCCCCAGCGCCAGGUGCGGAGCGCAGGCAGUCGGAACCUGUCAAUUAUUGCAGUGGUGCAUCCACCGAGUGGAAGGAUGUUGAGCGUCGAAGAAAACACAUUGAGAAUGCUCGUCAAUCGAUUGCUCCCAAGAACGAAGCGAAGACCAGCAAAUCCCCAACGACUUCGACAACACCAGCAGGCAAGCAAGCAAUAAGCGCUCCAAACAAGCCAUCUCCAAAGCCCCCUACAUUCGGCCCCAACAUCCCAAGCUCCGCUGCAACAUGUGCAACGAGUUUCCCAAUGGCUUUCGGGGUGAGCACGAACUUCGCCGCCACUGGGACCGCGCCCACGCCUCAUCCAAGAAAGUCUGGAUAUGUACUGAGCCUACUACACGAACUGAGUGGUGGCCCGCUCGGCCAUUGGCCAUUUGCAAGCAAUGCAAACAGCACAAGAACUAUUCCGCGUAUUACAAUGCUGCAGCGCAUCUGCGACGAGCGCAUUUCUGUCCCAGGAAACGUGGAAGGAAGGCGCGAGGGGAGGAGAGGGAGUCGAGGGCUGGCAAAGCAGGUGGAGAUUGGCCGCCUAUCGAAUGGCUGA